AUGGACGCUUGUGCACGUGUUCGAGGAGCCCCAAUAAGGUCAAGGGCUUUUGUCAGAAAAGAGACUGUUCGUGACACCGGAGCACAGUUUGUUAAGAGUAUUUUACGUAGCAGAAAGGAUCUAUGCAGUAUCAACCUGGAACUCCCAUCCAAAAGUACAAAAGUGACAGAGGUUCAUUUUGUCUGCCUGCCUGGUCAGAAUGAAAGCGACGAUGCUGUGGAUCAGGCCUUGGCCUCCCUUCCGGCUGGAAUGUGUGAGAUGCUCAGGACCUUCCAUGUUCAUGGUCUGAGAAAUGAUGAAGUUCAGUUGUUCAAAGACUCCCGAAGACUUAAAGAUCCCAAUGACAGUGGGCCUCAAUGUUGGCUAAAGGCUGUAUGUGUCUUUCGACACAACCCUUGUGUCAGCGGGCAACAUCCAGCUACCUUCACAUCGUUGACCGGUCUAAUUGGGUGUUACGUCACCGGUGUCCGCUAUGCGCUGGAGCUGCAACGUCUCCACAGGGGUGAGGCGAGACCUUCAGAGGACGAUGACACCAACCAGUCUGUUUCCUCUAUCGAAGACGAUUUUGUCACUGCGCUUGAGAAUCUCGAGGAGGACGAAACGGGAGAGAAUUCCUCCUAUCUCACUUCUAAAAAACGUGAUGUGGCGUCACAGACAGUACCUGCCCAUAAGAGACGAAAGGAACUCUCAGGCUCUCACAUUAUAAUAAGCUCGUCUUCAAAGAAGUAUGUGUCGAAACACAAGCCGGGGCCAGAGGUUUCUGUCACUGUGCAGAGGUCCUCCGGCACGGAAACUCAGUGGACCUACUGCAGUCAACGAGCACCUCUAUCCUCCCCGCCAGUUCAUAUCAGUGAAUCAGAAGAAUCUGAUGGCUCCAGCCCCAGCCCUAUCAUUUUCCUUGACGAGGUGGGCUACCAGAAAAGCAUGUUGGCCAAGCUGGACAUUCCUCAGGUGCCGGGAGGUCCUAGAGAGAGGGUAGAAGACUCAGACUCUGAAGUGAGUGAAUUUUUUGACAGCUUUGACCAGUUUGAUGACCUCGAAGAUUUCACUUCAGAAAGGGGCCCUCUCAUGCUGCCUAUGGAAAAUGAAAGUGCUUCGACCACACAGACGGUAGAAUCUAACACUGUUGUUAUGGCGUCCAAAGACAGUUCAACAAAAGGCAUGUUUCCUCACUGCUUUGAUCAACCAAUCCUCCCAGCCAAUGUGAAAAAACCCACUCCCCUUAAGCCAAGCUCCCCCUAUGGACCGCACUCUGAGGUGCCUGACUCCCCACAACCUGUACAGAGUCCCACAGAGGACAAUGCUGGUCCACUCUUCAGUCCAGUGAGCUCCUCUGCCUUUAGCCCUCUGAUAGAUUCAAGUGGUGUGCUGGAAUAUUUUUGGAAGAAAAGUGAGGAUGGAAGAUGCACCACUGAGUUACGUAAACCUCAAGAUCUUUGUUCUUUGUAUAAAACCUACUCAGACUUUGCUAGCAAUCUCUCAAAAGAAAUUCUUGGAUCUGUCUGCGGGUACCAAUCUGCUACAGACAUUAAUGACAACAAAAAUCUCAGUUGUGUUUGCCACAAGGAAUUCACCAACCCCUUAGGCUACACGAUGAAGCUCUCAGAUAUCCAGGAUACAGUAACUGUUGCUAAGCUACAAAAGACAUCACAGUGUUUGAAGGAUGGAAUCCAGAGGUUUGCAACUGACCUUGUAGAAAUGAGUCUGGGUAGUGCUUUGCGAGACCUCCAAAAAGGUGUGUCUACUUGCACCACCACUUUGUGUCACUUAGCUGCUAGACUCACAUCCUCAGUAUUUCAGAUGGCCUUUCAUGAAAUUGGUAUGCGGCAGGCCUAUGUGUUGAAGGACCGUGCGAUGAAUGGGUUAGCAAACUUCUUGGUUGGAGAGGCGAUAUCUGGUGCACUGAAAGAGUUCUUGAACGUGAAAAAGCAGAUUUUCCAUUGCACAGUAAGCCAGUUCGCGGCAGAUUUAGCAGAAGAGCUGAUUUUUGAAGGUAUAAUGGAGGUGUGUCAGUUCUCCCACCCGUCGACACCAUUAACCCCCAGUGAUUGGACUUUUGGCCGUGUGAAUGAAGAGGAGGAGGAAGAGGAGGUGGUUACUUCUUAUGCUUCAGACUUAUCUGAGUCAGUUAUCCAGGAGGCAUUCAUUGAGCUCUCUCAGGCUGACAUUGCCUUCACUAGCCAAGCAGCCAUCAGUGUUUCUCCUGUUAAUGCAGGGAAUAUGAGUGCUCACACACGCAGUUCAUUGGCAAACCAGCAGCUUUCCAAUGAAAACUCAGCAGAUACUUCAGCAACCUCAGGAGAGAGUGCCCCCUGCACGGUGAAAGAUGCUAUUUUCACUGUGUCAGGCAUGGCAAGCUGUAUUCCUGUGCCCCAAGUGGGCCAAGCCAUCUCUUGUCUAAAGGACCCUGAAGACCAGCGCGGUUCCAGUUCAUCAGAUACCUUACAGGCCAGCCCUAAAAAAAUAUUUUCUUCAGAUACAUGUACGGAAACUCACAUUUACAGUAAUGUAACUGAAACACCCACCUGUGAAAAAGGCUCCCUGUAUGGAAAAUCACCAUUCCAAAACUUCUCUGGCAACAUGGUGGAAAUGAUAGUGACUGAAGCUUGUGAGGUUGUAAGUGCUUCUAAAAAAAAGACAAGUUUAGAUGAUGAUUCUGACAUUCUUGCAAAUACAGUUGUGAGCCAGAGGGCGACUCUGCAUGUACCAAAUGCAGAGUUGGGUGGACAAAAGAUGUCUCACUCUGAGGGUAAUGCUACUCCAAACUCUGGUCAAAAAUCGGGUCGCACACCAGGCACUCCUCCGUCCACCCCCCAGCAGCCAAGUGAAAUAUCCAAGGAGAAACAAAUAAAACAGUUCUCCAAAAAGUUAAAAAGCAAGUUGGCCAAAGAAUUUUCCCCUGCUACCCCCCCUCCAACUCCACACUAUCACCCUGAACCUGGCCUGGGUCCAACAGAAAAGAGUCCAGAGGCAGAUAAGACAGAGUUUAUGUUAAAACUGAUGAGAUCUCUUUCUGAAGAGGCAGAUGGUAAUGAGGAUGAAGAGGAAGAUGAUAUACAAGAAGAUCCCAUCAUAAGUGCCACUGACAAAUCAGUCGAGUCAGAAAGUCGUCCGCAGGAACUGAGGCAGUUGGCAUCUCACAAGCUUUCCAACAAGGAAGCUCUCCAUUAUGCUGAGCAGUUGGCUUGUCAUAUAGUCUCAAUGGCAACCGAAAUAGACACUCUGAGAGUUGAUGAUGAGGUUGGGGAAUUUGCUGGUCCAGGUGAGAGAAGGCGUGACAGUGUAGCUCAAUUUUCACAACAGACUUUAAACUCCUUAUGGGUGUAUGCGGGUGAGGUGGCCGGGGAAGUGAUCAGUCAUGUGAAAAGGAUGGUGACCUCUGUCCAAGGUUCUCCAAGAGGUAGUGUAGAUCUUCUCAGCGCAGAGUGUUUGCAUCACCACCACCAUCACACUCUUGCAAGCACAGAUCAGAACCGGGACUGGAGGGUGGAGAGGGUGGCUGAACAAUGGUCAAACAAUCUCCUGGCUUCGGUUUUACGCUCACCUGGUUCCACGUCUAGUCGUUCAAGCUCUGGAUUGUCCUCUGCGUUUCCUAGCUGUGAGAGUGUGACCGAUGAAUACGCCGGCUACCUAAUUAGGGUGCUAAGAAAAGAGGGAGGCAGUCGGGAGUUGGUCCUUGAUCAAUAUGCCAGUCGUCUGGCCUACCGGUCCAUAAAACAAGGUUUGGCUCAUGCUAGUCGCAAGAUAAAACAAAGAUCUGCUGGUACCCGCCUUCGUCCUUCCAAGUCGUUACCGGAUGAAUGGAAGACAUCGAGUAGUGAGUCCACAGCAAGCAAGGACUUGAUGCAGUCAGUGGGUGGUCCCUCAUGUGAGGAUCCACAGUAUUGUUGCAGAAAGAAGCAGAGUUCGGGAGACAGUGUUGAACUAGUGAACUUUGCAGAAUCUUUAGCCCACAAUAUCACUUGUGAUGUCACACGAACACUUCGUCUAUCUUCUGUACGCCUCUCAAAGUCUCUGACUGACUCUUGUCUUUAUAAAAAAUCCAAACUUGAAAAUAUGACUGAGAACCUCAUUAGGAACUCAUUCUCCUGUCCUUUACUGUCCAAGGAUUCUAAGGUGAGUCAUUACCACAGCACAGAAAGCUUGCUUGAUGGAGGGUACAACAGAAGGAUGAUGCAGGUCAUUGAGCACUAUGCAAGGAAAAUAGUUGAUGACACGCUAAAGCUGAGCCUAGCUUCAGUAGGGCAUUCUUCCCAGCAUCAUCUAAGGACAACCGGCUUGGACAAAAGCUUACACGCCCAAAGGCUUUCUGAAGUGACUAGAUCUGGAUCAGUCCAGGGACAGAUGACCUGCCAGUUCUGUCAGAAUUUUGAAUGCCCCUACUGCACCAAAUUUAAUCAGCGUCACUACCAGACAAUAUUGCAGAGGAGGAGAAGGGGACCACCAUUUCCAGCAAAGCCAGAAACCCUCAAUGGGCUAGAGAUUCCUAAAAUCCACAUUGACCUAGAACACAAGUCGGCAUUUGCAGAGCAGAUGGUGACUUUGGCCAUGGAGAACGCAAAACGUGAGCUGAGCAACACAAGCCUUAACGCAGACAGUGGCAUCGGCCAUGAUGGAACGAGCUACGCAGAGAGCUUCACUGCUGAGAUCAUGACCUCUGCACUCAAUGUCUGCCAAGCAGCCAGCAUCAGCUCUCCAGGCAGAGAAGCCACUGAGUCCACGGUGUCCCAGCAGUUGAGUGUUGGGGAUGACAGUCUGGGCAGUUGGUCAAACCUUAGCUUCGAGGAUGAUAACAGCAGCUUCCUUCACCUCAGUGACAGCAGCAAUGGAAAUAGCAGCAGCUGGAGCAGUCUUGGCCUGGAGGGGGAGCCCUUUGAGGAACACAUGUCAUCCUCACCCUCAGACAGUGACCAUACAGACGACAAAGAGACAGAUGUCAAAGAGGAAUCUAAUGGAACAUUGUGUGUGGACACAACACAGAUACAAGCACCCAGGAGUUUGUUGAUUAUCCUGAACUCAGACAUUCGUGAACUCCGGAAGGGCCAUCAACACAUGACCCUUGACCCCCAGCUGAGGAGCUUGCUACAGUGGGCGGCAGCCUCUAUUGCAGGCAUCCCACUGAUUCAACUGAGUCCUGACAAGGAGCUCCAGCAGCUGCCAUCCGUGGUUCAAAGGCUGCGUGAGAGGAAAUGGAGAGUUGGAGACCUACUGCACCUACUUUUGCGCUACUGUGAAGAGCCGCACUCUCAGCCAAAGGAGGAGACGCCUCAGUCGGUCAGAGACUCUCAUCGCAUUCCCCUAUUCAAGUGGCUCCUUGAGCACACCUAA
Molecule: messenger RNA, 5328 nt
Organism: Nerophis lumbriciformis (worm pipefish)
Lineage: Eukaryota; Metazoa; Chordata; Actinopteri; Syngnathiformes; Syngnathidae
Source: RefSeq, a predicted model, not a curated record